Molecule: messenger RNA, 2509 nt
Organism: Cornus florida
Lineage: Eukaryota; Viridiplantae; Streptophyta; Magnoliopsida; Cornales; Cornaceae
Exons: 3
Coding region: 245-1534 (429 amino acids)
Source: RefSeq, a predicted model, not a curated record
UUCUCAACCCGCCUCCAAGCCCUCACGCCUCUUCCACCUUGCAGAAAACAGAGGCUAGCUCUUCCACCCUUUUCCACCGUCGCGGAAGACAUAGAAUCUUUCACCUUCUUCUAGCAGCAAAGGCCGAAUGACCCAAUCGUUCCAACAGCCACUCUUAAUCAUAAGGCCUAACAAUCGAAGGGGUAAAUUACAAAUCUGGAGUCGGCUUGUUGUCUGAAUCGCUGUGGAAAAUACAGGCAGUUACAUGGAUAAGUCUUGGAUUCAUCAUCACACUAGGGGUAGUGUAAAGUAUUUUGAUGGCAUACACGACUUCAUUGAUGUGGCUAGGCAUCAUGCAGAAGUAGACGGUAGGUCCCGAUGUCCAUGUCGUUGUUGCAAAAAUAAGACUUAUCGACAAAUUGAAGAAGUUAAGCAGCAUCUCUUGAGUUAUGGGAUGGACAAGGGGUAUACCAAUUGGAUAUAUCAUGGGGAGGAUCAUCAAAGCAACACUAAUGUUAAUAUUGAUGCUAAUGUUAGUGGGGAAAAUGUCCACGAUGAAGAUGGAAAUGUAGAUAAUGUGUUUGAAUUGUUGGAUAACAUACAAAUGGGAAACUUCACUAAUACACAACAACAAGAAGAUUUCCCUAAAGUUGAUGUUGGAGGAGGAAGCUUUGAUAGAUUGUUAAAUGAUGCACAAUGUGAAUUAUGGCCAGGUUGUAAAAAAUACUUUAAGUUGUCAGCGAUAUUAAAGUUGUUCUAUGUGAAGGUUACAAGCCAAAUGAGCAACAAAUCAUUUGACAUGAUGCUUGAUGCAUUUAAGAAUAUGCUUCCCGACGACAAUGUGUUACCAAAGUCUCAUUACGAGACUAAAAGCUUGUUACGAGACUUGGGUCUCAGAUAUGAUUGUAUACAUGCAUGUAAACAUGAUUGUGUUCUAUUUUGGAAGGAGAAUGUAGGUAAAGAAAAUUUUCCACAGUGUGGUGAACUGAGGUAUAAACCUCACGAAGGUAAGGGUAAGAAAAUCCCUCAAAAGGUUAUCCGGCACUUCCCUUUGAAAUCGAGACUUCAACGGUUGUUUAUGUUAAAGGAUACAGCCUUAGACAUGCGGUGGCAUAAGGAGAAACAUGUGAAGGAGACAAAUGAGUUAAGACAUCCAGCUGACUCAAAAGCUUGGGAGGAUUUUGAUAGUAAGCAUAAUUGGUUUGCUGCUGAUCUUCGUAAUGUUUGUGUUGGAUUAGCAACUGAUGGAUUCAAUCCAUUUGGUAACAUGAGCAAUGCGUAUAGUAUGUGGCCUGUGAUGAUUGUUCCUUACAAUUUGCCACCUUGGAUGUGUAUGAAGGAGCCAUAUAUAUUUAUGUCGUUGCUUAUUCCUGGUCCAACAUCGCCUGGUAAUGAUAUUGAUGUGUACAUGCAACCUUUGGUUGAAGAGUUAAAAGAAUUGUGGCGGGAUAGUGUGAUGACGUAUGACGCCUACAGUAAAUGUAACUUUAAAAUGUAUGCGGCAAUGAUUUGGACCAUUAGUGAUUUUCCCGCUUAUGCGAUGGUAUCUGGAUAGAUGACAAAGGGUUAUAUAGUAUGUCCAAAUUGUAACAAAGAAACAUGUUCUUGUUAUUUGGAACACGGAUGUAAGAUAUGUUACUUGGGAAGUUGUAUGUUUUUAUCGUUAGAUCACAUUUUCAGAAAACAUCACAAGCAAUUUAAUGGCAAAAGUGAAGACAAAGGGCCACCAAAGCAGUUGACAGGUGAUGAUAUUCUGGAACAACUUAACCUCAUACCCGAGGUUAGUUUCGGAAAGGGACCAAAUAAAAAGAAGCGAACUCGUGAGGAAUUUGAACUUAACUGGACGAAGAAGAGUAUUUUUUUUGAACUACCUUAUAUGUAUAUAGAGAAAAAUAUAUGCGAUAGUGUGUUGGGGACAUUAUUGGACAUUGAAGGGAAAACUAAGGACACGUUCAAAAGUCGGUUGGAUUUAGAAGCAAUGGGGAUUAGAAAAGAACUCCACCUGAGGCGUAAUGGUGAAAAAUUUGAGAUGCCACAAGCGCGCUACACAUUGUCAAAGAAUGAUAAAAGGCAACUAUGUGAAUGGCUAAAAUCGGUUAAGUUUCCAGAUGGCUAUGCAUCGAACAUAAGUCGGUGUGUGAAUGUUAAUAAUUGUAAGAUAUCUGGAUUGAAAAGUCAUGAUUCACAUGUUCUCUUACAACGUCUCCUCCCUAUUGCUAUACGAGGAUUCUUAAAUUCAGAUAUUUGUAACACAAUAGUUGAGCUUGGUUUAUUCUUCAAAGAAUUGUAUUGUCGAACUGUUAAAGUGGAUGUCUUAGAGGCAAUGGAAAGGGACAUUGCUGUUAUACUAAGCAAGUUAGAGAUGAUGUUUCUCCAUCAUUUUUUGACAUUAUAGUGCACUUGGCUUUGCAUUUGCCGCGUGAAGCCAUCAUCGCAGGCCCUGCACAAUAUCGAUGGAUGUACCCGAUUGAAAGGUGCUGUACAUUUUUAGUAAACCAACAUUCCUCUUUUUUUUUUUUUUUUUUUUUUU